GCAAACAAUACCAUAACCCUCCACCAUGCCCCGUCACCAACACCAUCUCUUCCGCCGUCAACAACAGCAACCCCCCGCGACGACGCCCUCCGUCCGCGGCGACUCCCCCCAUCCGCGUCCCCCGCGCGCCCACCUCGGCCAUGCCUCCGCCCACCUGCAGUUCCAGACGCCUCCGUCUCAGGCAAUCCCCCAGCUUCAUCCGUCGUCCGGGGCCUUCGAGGCUUCAGACCGCGACCCCGUCUACCCCAAUGUCGCGGCGCAGGCGGCAAUCUUCUCCAUGUUUGGACGGGGUGUCCCUAGUCGGCACUUACAGCCGGGGGCCGUAAUGGACGAGGGACAAUUCGAGGACGAAGAAGAGGAGGAGGAGGAGGAGGAGAUGGGGGAGGACACGAUCAAUGGAUAUCACAGGGACUUUGAUGUGGAUGCCGAGGGGAACGUGGUCGAUGCGUCAGAAGAAGAGAUGGAAGGGAUGGUAGGGGACGAUAUAGAGGAAGAAGAGGAUUUUGUCGAGGAGGACGAGAUGAUGCAUGAUCGAGAAAAAUCACCCUCCCCCCUCCCAGCCAAUUUGCGCGAAAUCUCCUCCCUAGCAUCUUGGACCGUCUCAACACACAAACCCGGCUGUGGCGUAUCCGCACUGCGCAACCCGUCCCCCUCACAAUACUGGCAAUCCGACGGGCCCCAACCCCACACCCUCACCCUACACUUCUUCAAGCUCGUCGCGGUGGUCAAAAUCCGCGUCUACCUCGACUUCGACAUGGACGAAAGCUACACACCCACCAAGAUGAACUUCCUAGCCGGCAUGGGCGGCAACGACCUCGUCGAGUUCGCAACCUGGGAAGGCGAAGGCCCCUGCGGCUGGGUCGACGUGCCUCUCGAAGGCGUCGGCGGCCGCAGCGAAGGCUGGGUGCGCAAGAAGCGCCGACGGCGUCAUCCAACAACCACCAAACCCCACAAACCAACAACCGACCACAACCGGCGCCAUCGCGGGCCCACAUCCUCUAAAGCCUGGCCCGACUACAUAUUCUCCGACGCAGACAACCCCGUCGAAUACGACAUGGACGCCUACGAAGACGACGCGGACGAAACCGCCGACGAAGACGACGAAGACGACCCCUACGCAGGCAACGUUCUCAAAGCCAUGGUCCUACAAAUGCGCAUCAUGGAGAACCACCAGAACGGGAAAGACACCCACGUGCGCGGAUUCCAGGUCUUCGCCCGCGACGACGACCGUCGGCGGAUGGGCAACGCCCCGUCUGCGUCUGCUGACGGCCGCGUGCGCAGACAUAGUGCGCGCCGCUCGCUCAGAGGGAGUACCCAGGAUGAUGGGCUCGAUGGGCGGAGUGGUGGCGCUGAUGUUGAUCGGGGGAAGGUCUCUGGGUUGGAGGAGCCGGAGUGGAUGGGGGAGCCUGUUAUUCGGUAG
Messenger RNA from Aspergillus candidus, 1420 nucleotides. Its product is annotated as anaphase promoting complex subunit DOC1. The record is from RefSeq and is a predicted model, not a curated record. The transcript is spliced from 2 exons. Gene Ontology annotation, cellular component: anaphase-promoting complex. Gene Ontology annotation, biological process: protein K11-linked ubiquitination; anaphase-promoting complex-dependent catabolic process. NCBI's taxonomy places the organism in Eukaryota, Fungi, Ascomycota, Eurotiomycetes, Eurotiales, Aspergillaceae. Bases 26 to 1420 code for a protein of 464 amino acids.